UUCUUUCUACUUAGUAGUUACUACUCUAUCUUUUUUAGUAGCUAUGGCUAGCAUAUCAUUGGUAUUACUAAUAAUAUUUCCUUUUCUUCUUAGAUUGAGCUCUGCUCAAUCCUUGUCCGCCAAUUUCUACUCUUCAUCGUGCCCAAAUGUCCUCUCGGUUAUUAAAACCGCGGUGAAUUCUGCUGUUUCUAGUGAGGCUCGAAUGGGGGCUUCGUUACUUCGUCUUCAUUUCCAUGAUUGUUUUGUUAAUGGUUGUGAUGCAUCGGUGCUACUAGAUGAUACAUCAAACUUUACGGGAGAGAAAACCGCUGGACCAAAUAGUGGAUCGAUAAGAGGAUUUGAUGUGAUAGACACUAUCAAAACUCAAGUGGAGUCUUCUUGUGCUGGCAUUGUAUCUUGUGCAGAUAUUUUAGCUGUUGCAGCACGAGAUUCUGUUGUCAAACUUGGUGGCCCUAGUUGGACUGUUUUACUAGGCAGAAGAGACUCAACUACUGCAAGUUUGAGUGCAGCAAACAGCAAUCUUCCUGGACCAACUUCGAGCCUCAGUGCACUCAUUUCUUCCUUCUCUAACAAAGGUUUAACCGCUAGGGAAAUGGUCGCUCUCUCAGGAAGUCACACAAUAGGCCAAGCGCGAUGUACUACUUUCAGAACGCGCCUAUACAAUGAAGCCAAUAUAAAUGCCUCAUUUGCAACUACAGUAAAAGCAAACUGUCCACAAAGUGGUGGUGACAACAAUCUUAGCCCACUAGACAUCACAAGCCCAACUUCAUUUGACAAUGCUUACUACAAGAACUUGCAAAUUCAAAAGGGCCUUCUUCAUUCUGAUCAAGUGUUAUUUAAUGGAGGAUCUACUGACUCAAUAGUUAACACUUAUAGCUCCAAUUCCGCGACUUUCUCCACUGAUUUCGCAAAUGCUAUGGUGAAAAUGGGAAAUCUUAGCCCUCUUACUGGAACCAAUGGACAAAUCCGUAAAAAUUGCAGGAAAACAAACUAAGAUUUAUGAA
Messenger RNA from Solanum verrucosum, 1004 nucleotides. Its product is annotated as cationic peroxidase 1-like. The coding region runs from base 44 to 994 and encodes 316 amino acids. Gene Ontology annotation, biological process: hydrogen peroxide catabolic process; response to oxidative stress. The record is from RefSeq and is a predicted model, not a curated record. The transcript is spliced from 4 exons. NCBI's taxonomy places the organism in Eukaryota, Viridiplantae, Streptophyta, Magnoliopsida, Solanales, Solanaceae. Gene Ontology annotation, molecular function: heme binding; peroxidase activity.